Molecule: messenger RNA, 1506 nt
Organism: Episyrphus balteatus (marmalade hoverfly)
Lineage: Eukaryota; Metazoa; Arthropoda; Insecta; Diptera; Syrphidae
Gene: Naxd
Product: ATP-dependent (S)-NAD(P)H-hydrate dehydratase
Exons: 2
Coding region: 307-1305 (332 amino acids)
Biological process (GO): metabolite repair
Molecular function (GO): ATP-dependent NAD(P)H-hydrate dehydratase activity
Source: RefSeq, a predicted model, not a curated record
GCCAAAUGACAAGUUGAACAUUUACCAUAUUUUUCAAAUUGACCUAAAAAACUUGCCAAAUUUUUAUUUAACCUGAUUAAAAACAUCUACUUUUUAAAAAUUAAAUUAAAAUCACUUAACAUUCAAUUUAAUGUUAAGUAUUUGCUGACGACUUGUUAAAGUAUGAAUUUAUAUAAAAAGAGACAACAUUCAAAACUCUGAUAAUCGAAUUAAGAUCAAAAGGUCUUUGAAAAAGAAAAAAGAAGGAGAACAUAAAAUGUAUACAAUACCGUCGUUAUUUCUAUUAAAAAAAACUUACACAAUAUAAUGAUUAAAAGUGGACUCUGCCGGGGCCAAAUAGUAGAAUUAUUAAAAUACUCUUCCUCUAACCAAUCCAUUUUAAGUCAUAUUAAUUCCACUAGAAGCCAAACCACAAACAUGACUCAAUUAGUUGAAGCUUCUGUGGAUACAAAUAAAUUAUUACGUCUAGUUAGACUUGUAGUGCCUUCAUUGAGUAAUGGCAAACACAAAGGCCAGUCUGGGAGAAUUGGAGUUAUUGGGGGCUCUUUGGAGUACACAGGAGCUCCCUAUUUCGCAGCUAUUAGUGCCUUAAAGGUCGGAGCUGACUUGGUACAUGUAUUUUGCCAAAGAGAAGCAGCCUCUGUUAUCAAAUCUUAUAGCCCCGAAUUGAUUGUGCAUCCGUUGUUGGAUUUGGAAGAUGCUGUCAGUCAAAUCGAGCCAUGGCUGGAGCGUUUACAUGUUUUGGUUAUUGGACCAGGACUCGGACGUGAACCGACCAUAUUUGAAACCGUUAGCCAAAUUAUAGAAUCGUGCAGAAGUACAUCCAAACCUCUUAUCAUCGAUGCUGAUGGUCUACACUUAAUCAGCUCAAAUCGACAACUUAUCAAAGACUACACUGGUGUCAUUCUAACUCCAAACGCAAGAGAAUUUGAAGUUCUCUUUGGAGAUACCCCAGAGACCAUUGAAGAGAACAUGAAAAGCAUGGGCAAUGGUAUAACGGUGAUGCGAAAAGGUGCCCGUGACAAAAUAUACAUAACAAAUACCGUUGAAAUCUAUCAACUUGGAACUGGUGGAUCGGGUCGUCGAUGUGGAGGACAAGGAGACCUCCUCAGUGGCUCUCUAGCCACAUUCUAUCAUUGGGCUCUCGAGUCGAAUCAGACAAAUCCGUCAUUUAUUUCGGCAUUUGCAAGUAGUUUUCUAACUAAACAAUGCAAUUCGUAUGCAUUCAAGAAAUUCGGUCGAAGCAUGGUCACGGGUGAUAUGAUAAAUGAAAUUCAUAAUGUUUUUGAGGAUUUCUUUGAGUAAAUUACUAUUUAAUGAUUACACCGAAUUGGGUGAUAGGUUUUUGAAAUUCUCUUGGUGAUUAUUAAUGAAUUAUAUUUCAAAUGAUUAGGUACACUCUAUAUUAUAUAUAUAUAAAAAAUUUAUGUAAAUGCUAAAUGCUGUUUUUGUUGGCAUCAUCAUCAUAUUGUGAUUUAAAAUUAGACCAAAAUAAAAUUUUUUCUU